This is a messenger RNA of Spirodela intermedia, 1009 nucleotides long. The record is from the annotation of a GenBank genome assembly. Lineage: Eukaryota; Viridiplantae; Streptophyta; Magnoliopsida; Alismatales; Araceae.
AUGUUUAUAUCCCUGUAUUAUCAUUUUAUUAUAAAACACUCAUUUAAAAAAAAAGGUAAUCCCGGCCUAGUCAAAAGUUCUAUGAUUGAGAAAACACUAAUUAGUAAAAUGUUAAGCAGGGUGAAACAUGCAAAUCAUCGAGGAAUAUGUACUCAAUUCUCUCAAAGUAAGGAGCUUUCAUGUAACACAUAAGAUGGAAAUGCAAAUCGAACGCUAUAAAAACACUCAGUGUCAAUGGCAAAAAGUGGCUGAGGGAACCAGAGAGCGAGAGAGAGAGAGAGAGAGAGAGAGACAGGAUUGCGAGAGGAGGGCGGUGGAGGAGACAGGCAUACCCUUCACCUACAUCUCCGCCGGCUGCUUCGCCGGCUACAUGGCCGGUGGCUUCUGCCAACUGGGCGAAUACUCCCGGGCAAGGACAGAGUGACCAUCCUUGGUUCCGGCGACGUCAAAGGUCGAGAUCCUCCAUUCAAAUCCCACCAUCAAGCUCUACCCUGUGUUCACUUUCUCUCUCUACAGCCGUAUUCGUGGACGAGGACGACAUCGCGACGUACGCCGUGAUGACGAUCAACGACCCGCGAGCGGCGAACAAGACGGUCUACAUCCGGCCGCCGGAGAACGUCCUCUCCCAGAUGAAUCUGGUCAGGCUCUGGGAGGAACUCAUCGGGAGGCAGCUGGAGAAGCCCCGUCUCUCCUCCGACGACUUCUUCUCGGCCAUGAAGGGUAACUGGCAUUCAACAACGUAGACCCACCCCCAGUUUUCACCAUCCUACUGAUGGCAUUACUCUCUCUCUCUCUCUCUCUCUCUCUCUCUCUCUCUCUCCUCGCUCUGAGCUGGGGAGGGACGUACGUUGCAGGCAUGGACUACAGCUCGCAGGUGGCCAUGGGGCACUUCUACCAAGUGUUCUACGAGGGAUGCCUCACCAACUUCGACGUGGGGGAGGAGGCCUCUGAGCUCUACCGGGAGGUGCCCUACAGACGCAUGAGGGACUAUCUCAAGCGGUAUCUAUGA